Molecule: messenger RNA, 1295 nt
Organism: Emys orbicularis (European pond turtle)
Lineage: Eukaryota; Metazoa; Chordata; Testudines; Emydidae
Gene: C4H6orf89
Product: chromosome 4 C6orf89 homolog
Exons: 8
Coding region: 71-1081 (336 amino acids)
Cellular component (GO): nucleolus; Golgi membrane
Source: RefSeq, a predicted model, not a curated record
AAUCUGCGGCCUCGGCAGCAGGAAGCAGGAAGCGCCGGGCGGAGGCAGGAGCAGCCGGGCCUGAGCGUGGAUGGGGGAUUUUUCACUGGUGGCCAUGGAGCUUUCUGCCAGCGAACCCAGCAUUUAUGACAAGCUAUCGGAGACCAUUGACCUGGUGAGGCAGACUGGACACCAAUGUGGAAUGUCAGAAAAAGCCAUUGAGAAGUUUGUCAAGCAGCUCUUGGAAAAGAAUGAGCCCCAAAGGGGACCCCCCCGGUAUCCUCUCUUGAUGGCUCUCUACAAGGGCCUGCUUACCCUGGGCUUAAUCUUGCUAACUGCGUACUUCGUGAUGCAGCCGUAUAGCCCUUCGCCACCUGAAACCACGCUCUCCAGAACCCAUGCCUGGGGCUUCCUCGUCGGUCACAUCCGGCUGCUGUCUUUGCCUAUUGCCAAGAAGUACAUGCUGGAGAAGUGCCAUGACUGGCGGGGACUAGACUGCAGGCAGAAUGGUUCUGAGAUUCCUGCCAACUGCUCUUGCUGCGCUGCCAUUCAAAGCCUUCAGGUAGUGACUGACCUAGGACAAUUAUCAGAAAACCUCCAGAGGCCUCAGCCCCUCUUAAUCAAGACAGGGCAGCAUCUGUCUUAUGAUGAACUGAAGCAUUUUCAGUCCCAGUACCCGGAAUUGACAGAGAUCACAAUAGAAGAGAAUUCAGCUGAACUCUGGCGCUGCCUUCCAAGACAGAUGUUUCCAUUUGCCCUCCCCUGGUACAAAGCCCUGAAUAAAACUCAGAUUCUCCAGGAACUUUUCCCUGCCUUGUCUUUGCUGGCAUUCCCAAAGGCAAUCUCCCUGGAAAGCUGCUUUCUCAUUCGCAACCCAGAGUUAGGGAAUAAGACCCACAGACUGCACAGCAUGUUUGCUAUUGGAAGCGGCCAGCUAACCCUGAAUAUUGCACCUUACACUGAGUGCAGAGGACACUGCAGGACUCUGUCGGUGGAGCUGGAAGCUGGGGAUUUUGGCUAUGCCAGCGCGGAUUACUGGAAGAUGAGCUUUAACUCCAGAGGAGCAGAGCCCAUAGUCAUUUGCGAUGGAUCCGCUAGCUAAGAACUGUGGGAGAGCUGGAGUCCACUCCAAUGCGAGAAGAAUGUGCAAGGGGCACAAGGAGAUGGGCGUAUAAAAGCGACGAAGCUGAAACAUCCGGGGAAGCAGCUUUGCCCACCCUGCCCACAGUGUGGGAGGCCUUGUGUUUCAAGCAACCGUUUCCCUGACCUCCGAGGUAAUACUUCCCCUCCUCAGACGUACCUAAGGAGAGAGGCAG